Psylliodes chrysocephalus is the source of this 2631-nucleotide messenger RNA. The record is from the annotation of a GenBank genome assembly. Lineage: Eukaryota; Metazoa; Arthropoda; Insecta; Coleoptera; Chrysomelidae.
UAUUUUCGCGCCAAAAGUGGUUGAUUGCUCAUUUAUACACAUAGAUAUUUCACGUAUAAUUUCUAAAGAACAAAAAUAGAAAAAUGGAAACUCAAGAUUUGGAUCUGCAUUUACGAGAGAUUCAACGACAGUAUUUAGACUUUUUAGACGAUGAGGCCGACCAAGGAAAGUAUUUUCAACUUGUAAAGGAUAUGAUAGAUGAUAAAAGUUACCGGUUAUUAGUUAACAUCAAUGAUAUACGUAGGAAAAAUUCAACAAGAGCUCAAUCUCUUCUUAAAAACGCCUUCGAAGAACAAGUAGCUUUUCAGAAAGCUUUAAAAGAGUACAUUUUGUCUCUCACUCCAGAGUACGCUAAAGAUAAUCAGGAGUUUUUCAUUGCAUUUGAGGGCAGUUUUGGUAAUAAGCAUGUUACACCUAGAACCUUGACUUCAAGGUACCUUGGCAAUCUCAUAUGUGUGGAAGGAAUUGUAACUAAAUGUUCACUGAUUCAUCCUAAAGUUGUAAGAAGUGUGCAUUACUGUCCUGCUACUAAGAAAGUUAUGGAGAGGAAAUAUUCUGAUUUGACUUCUCUUGAUGCUAUGCCUUCAGUUGCAGUUUAUCCAACUAAGGAUGAAGAUGGAAACCCACUUGAAACUGAAUACGGUCUAUCUUCCUACAAAGAUCACCAGACUAUUUCCAUUCAAGAAAUGCCAGAGAAAGCUCCAGCUGGUCAGCUGCCCAGAUCUGUGGAUAUUAUUUGCGAUAACGAUUUGGUAGAUACAUGCAAACCUGGAGAUAGGAUACAAGUUGUUGGAAAUUUUAGAUGUAUGCCAAGUAAACAGCAAAAUUACACAAAUGGUACAUUCAGGACAAUUGUAAUUGCUAACAACAUAUCUCAACUAAGUAAAGAGGCAACACCAUCUAUAACAAGAGAAGACGUUGCCAGAUGUAAGAAACUUGCUAGAUCCAAAGAAAACAUGUUUGAGUUACUUGCAAAAUCUCUUGCACCAUCCAUACAUGGUCAUGAGUACAUCAAGAAAGCCGUUUUGUGUCUUUUGCUUGGUGGAGUUGAAAAAGUGUUACCUAAUGGUACCAGACUCAGAGGUGACAUAAACGUACUUUUAAUUGGAGAUCCUAGUGUAGCCAAGUCACAGCUUUUGAGAUAUGUGUUACAUACUGCACCAAGGGCAAUCCCCACUACAGGCAGGGGUUCGUCUGGUGUUGGUUUAACAGCAGCUGUAACUACAGAUCAAGAAACUGGCGAACGAAGGCUAGAAGCAGGUGCUAUGGUUCUGGCUGACAGAGGUGUAGUUUGUAUUGAUGAAUUCGAUAAAAUGAGUGACAUUGACAGAACAGCUAUACACGAAGUUAUGGAACAAGGGAGAGUAACUAUAGCUAAAGCUGGAAUUCACGCUAGUCUGAACGCUAGGUGUUCUGUUUUAGCAGCUGCCAAUCCUGUAUAUGGCAAAUAUGACCAAUAUAAGACCCCAAUGGAAAAUAUAGGUUUGCAAGAUUCGCUUCUAUCUCGUUUUGAUUGCCUUUUUGUCAUGUUAGAUACAAUUGAUGAAGAUCAUGAUUUGAAAAUAUCUGAUCAUGUAGUCAGAAUGCAUAGAUACAGAAAUCCAUUAGAACAAGAUGGAGAAGUAUUACCUAUGGGUUCAAAUGUUGAUAUGUUAAGUACAAUGAACCCUGACGAAGAAGACGAGAAAGAAACGCCUGUGUAUGAAAAAUAUGAUGCUUUAUUGCAUGGAUCAAGUCGUCAUCGAUCAGAUAAAAUUUUAAGUGUUGAAUUUAUGAAGAAAUAUAUUUAUUUUGUUAAAAUUUUGAAACCUGUAUUAACAAAAGAAGCAUGUGAAAUAAUUGCUGAUGAAUAUUCUAAAUUAAGAUCAGAAGAUCUUUUAGAAAGCCACACUGCUAGGACCCAACCAGUGACUCCUCGUACUUUAGAAACCAUGAUACGUUUAGCAACAGCACAUGCUAAAGCUAGGAUGUCAAGACAAGUAACUAGUGAAGAUGCUCAUGUAGCAUUAGAACUUAUACAAUAUGCUUAUUUCAAGAAAGUAUUGGAAAAGGAGAAAAAACGUCGAAGACAUGAUAAUGACGAUUCCGAGAAUGAAGAUAAUCAAAGGCAGAAACGGACUAGAGCUGAGACUGAUGCAGGUGAAGAUUCAGAGGAGGAAAUAAUAUCUCAAAGUUCAACAAGAAGCAGGUCAACAGUUUUAACAGGAGUCGAACCAAUGGAUGAUCAAAGUACAAAUACAAAUGGUUUAAAUGGUCAUACAAACGGAUUUUCCCAAGAAUCAGAACAUAUGGAUGUUGAUGAAAGUCCUAAAGAAAUUUCUGAUGAAAGGUUUUCUUCGUUUAAGACUAGUCUUCAGCACGCCUUUAGGGAAAAUAGAGCUCAAUCAUUGGGCUUAAGUAGAAUUAGAGAUUUUGUAAACACUGAUACUGCUGUUCCAUACACUCAAGGAGAAAUCAAUGCUGCCAUAGAGAAAAUGACAGAUGCCAACCAAGUAAUGUUGGCUGAUGGUAUUGUAUUCUUAAUCUGAAAUAUUAAGGAAGAAUGUAGUUGAUAAGUUACUUUAUUAUUUAAUCAAGUUGUAUUGAUGUUUCUUUUUAAUUUUCUUUUAUAUAUUUUUAAAUUAAAGUAGG